UGUCUUGUGUGGUUAAGGAGAGGUUUUGUCAGGAGAGACAUGUUACAUAUUCUUUCUGCACAGAACUUCAGCAGUAGGUCAUUUGCUCAGUUGUUUGCAGGGGAUUUCAAGGACUUAACAGGGAGUAACAAAUGCCUACAGUAGAUACUCUUAGACUCAGUUGUCUACUUACGUAGUACAGAGACGUCAUGUGUGCAGCGUAGCCAGUGUAAGGAAAACCAAGGAAGAUGAACAUGUGAGUGUGUUCUGCUCUUGUGGAAACGGCCCUCACACUUCACAAAAUUCUGCACUGUUGCGUGUGAAGCAGAACAACAGCUGCUCUGCCUUGUCUCACUUGGUAUAGCCUUUUGCAUUUCCCUGACAAGGAAAAAGAGACAGUGUCUCCAAAGGUUCGAAUGCAUUUGUCAAUGGAUACCCUGGGAAUAGUGGAUGAUAGUUGCCUAGACAACUAUGACAUGGCAAAAGGUGCUGGAUCCAGUGCCGGAGGCAGGGUUCACAGUAUCGAUGUCAUACUGGGAUUCACUAAAGACCAGGAUCCUUUACUCCAUUCAGCAGAAGGUGAUGACAGCCAAAAAGCAAAUGGAGCAAACCCUCAGAACCCUGGAAAGACCAUCCCAUCGGACCCCUAUGCUCACCUACCAGACUUAUGUGACAGCUCCCAAAAUUCUUCCUACCACGAAUCUGACAUUUUCUCUGGAGACAAAUGUGAUGAAGAAAUGAUGAACCUGCAAAAGGAAGCAGAUGAUGCUGAGAGAUCUCCAGAGACUUCUAAGGAUGAAGACCAUGCUAAAAAGAAACACAGAAGAAACCGGACCACUUUCACCACCUACCAGCUUCAUGAGCUGGAGCGAGCCUUCGAGAAAUCCCACUAUCCAGAUGUCUACAGCCGUGAAGAGUUGGCAAUGAAAGUCAACUUGCCUGAGGUUCGAGUUCAGGUAUGGUUCCAGAAUCGAAGGGCAAAGUGGAGACGUCAAGAAAAAAUGGACACCAACACCAUGAAGCUCCAUGAUUCCCCCAUGCUAUCCUUCAACCGCCCACCGAUGACUCCAAACGUGGGGCCAGUAGCCAAUCCAAUGCCACUAGAUCCCUGGCUGACCUCGCCUAUUUCCAGUGCCACACCCAUGCACGCCAUUCCAGGUUUCAUGGGUUCAUCUCAGAGCCUGCAACCUACCUAUCCAAGUCACAGCUUCCUUAACACUCCGCCUGGCAUGGUCCAAGGUAUACAGUCCCACAUGGGGCCACCUCCAUAUCAGUGUCCUCCCAGCUUCAGUGACAAAUACCCAGCGGAGGAUGACAGGAGCUCAAGCAUUGCAGCACUCAGGAUGAAGGCCAAAGAGCACAUUCAGUCAAUGGAUAAAACCUGGCAGCACAUGUGAUCUGAAGCAAAUUUGUUUUAGCUGGUCCUGUUAAUGUUUACCGUGUUUGAUUCAUGUCCCAAUGAAGAAAAUACAUACCAAAGAAAAAUUCAUUUUAUCAAUAUUAUCUCCAACAAGAACUUCUAGUCAUUUUAAAAAUUCACUUUAAAAUGUAUUUAACUUUCAGCAAACCUUGUUUUAGACACAGAAAAUACAGUUACAUUCCUGCCAGGUUCUUUGUUAUGGGUUAGCUGGAAAUAUUUGGACACGCUCCUGUUUGACGUUUGCAAUCAUUAAUUUUGUAAACCUUUUGUAAAACCCAUACUACAGUACUGACAAACUAAAAUACCCCAUAGAGAUGCUGCAUAGAGGCUUGUUGUCAGAAGUAGCAAUGUUUUUGUAUGGUAUUAUUACUUAAUGAACAAUUUAUACUGGAGAUUUUAUA
This is a messenger RNA of Archocentrus centrarchus (flier cichlid), 1800 nucleotides long. It is a transcript of the gene rx2, whose product is annotated as retinal homeobox gene 2. Gene Ontology annotation, biological process: positive regulation of transcription by RNA polymerase II. The transcript is spliced from 4 exons. Lineage: Eukaryota; Metazoa; Chordata; Actinopteri; Cichliformes; Cichlidae. Gene Ontology annotation, molecular function: RNA polymerase II cis-regulatory region sequence-specific DNA binding; DNA-binding transcription factor activity, RNA polymerase II-specific. The coding region runs from base 396 to 1376 and encodes 326 amino acids. The record is from RefSeq and is a predicted model, not a curated record.